AUGAGGGGCAGCCCUGCCAGCCCACCGGGCAAGCUGAGUUAUUUUGGUACAUUAGAUAUUGCUGUGCUGGGAGUGAGCAAUUCCCGUGUUCUCCUUUUGCAGAUCAACAGGCUGGUGAUGGAUGACAGUGAUUUGUACCGGUGCUGUGCUGUCAAUGAGUACGGGGAAGCUUCCUGCUCCGUGGGCCUCAGGAUCAUCCAAGUUGGCUUUAAGAGGAAAGCAAAAUAUGUUCCUGUUCAUGCUGCUGAUGAGCUGAAGAAGACACUCCAGGACUCCAAGAAGCUGCUGAGGAAGAGGGUUGUAGCACCAAAACCCAAACCCCUGGACAAAGAGGCCGUGUGGCAGCUGCUGCUCCACGCAGACAGGAGAGACUACGAGAAAAUCUGCAUUAAAUAUGGAAUUGCCGACUUCCGUGGGAUGCUGAGGAAGCUGCAGGAGCUGAGGAAGGACACAGAGAGUGAACAAGAUGAGUUAAUUCACAGUAUCAAAAACUUGGAACACAUCAAAGUCAACAAGGAGGGAAACGCCACGUUCAGCCUGGAGAUGGAGCUGAAAAACAAAAACAGCAACGUGUAUCUGCUCAAGGUGAGGGGCAGGGGCAGCAGCUCGGGGCAGGCUCCAAUCAAACAAUGCAACUUCAACGCAGAUGCCAAAGGGAGGAAGAGACAGGAUGAGGAAGGAAUUGAAAAAAUCGAAAGGGAGACAUCUGAGUGGCUGAAGGAAACGAUGGCAGACAAUGAAAGGGCGAGGAAACUUCGGCGCCAGGAACGUGCCGGGGAUGAAGGUCAUGCCAUGGACACCGGAGUGGAAAAAAAGGGCUGGUACAGGAAGGGUCAAGGCAGCAGCCAGGACAGAGGCCAAGGCAGUGGCCAAGGCAGCAGCCAAGGCCACUCCAUGGAUACUGAUGAUGGAAGCCACAUAUUUUUGGGAAAAGAGGGGCUCCGCAAAACCCACAUAAAUGGAGGGAUGGGGCCUGGGCAGUUUUCUGGAGCAGAUCUAGAUGGAGACUCAGUGACAAAUGAUGGCAGCAUCUUUGGAUUAAAAGGCUUAGGAGGCAAAGGUGGAUUAAGGCCUGUGGACGGCAAGGACUCUGUGCCAGGCAGGGAAGGUCCUGGGGAUGGAGCAGGAGGAGCAGGGGGACAGGAUUCUGUAGCUGGCAGAGGAGAGGGUGUGCUGGGUGCUGGUCACAUGGACAUGGAUGGUGGAGAAGGUUUGGGCUCUCAGUAUGACAAGGAUGGGAAUUUAGGUGAUCCCAGCUCCAGAGCUGGCUUUGGGGGUGUUGGGAGGUUUGGUGCCACUGAUAGAAGUUCUGUGCCAGAUGGGCUCAGUCCUGGUUCAGCCAGAGUGGGAGAUGGUGUGGGGGAUCUGUUCAGCAGGGCUGGCCCAGGGGCUGCAGGGUGGGGGAGUGCUGCAGAGGCUGCAAGAGGAAUGGGGUCCCACCAUGGCAAGGGUGGUGAUCUGACUGUGGGUGACAUGAACGGAGCAGGGAUAAACAGACAGGGACAAACAGGGGCUCCCUAUGGCAAGGAUGGCCUGGCACCUCAUGCCAGUGCUCAGUUGGGUCAGGGGGGCAGGUCUGGCUCGGUGUAUGGCCCAGGUGGCCUUCCAAGUGGAGAUGGGGCUCUACCUGGUGCAGGUGGCAGUUCUGUAGGAGAAAUGGAGGCUUUCUAUGGUCCAGAUGGUCGGCCACUUGGAGCAGGGGCUGGUGGUGCUGGUGGUUCAGGUGCAGGGGGAUUUGGGGCUCCCUAUGGGAAGGAUGGUGUCCCAGCUGGGGCUGGUGUUGGUGUUGCUGGUGGUGCAGGAGUUGUGCCUCCCUAUGGAAUGGAUGGUCUCCCAGCUGGGGCUGUGGCAGGAGCUGCUCCUUUUCCCUUUGGAGGUGAGGGAGUGAUGGGAUCUCAGCGUGGCAGGGACGGUGGGCUGGGCAGAGCUCCGGGAUAUCCAGGGGGAGCAGGAGGAGAGAACUUUUCCGUGGAAGGGGGGGGUGUGGGUGGCUCUGCAGUGUGGGGCCCUGGAUCUCCCUAUGGCGAGGAUGUGGGAUCAGCUGGAGCCUGGGCUGGUGCAGGAGCUGGUGGGAGGUUGGGAGGGGAUGGAAGGGAUUCAUUCCUUGGUAAAGGAGGUGUGGGAGGUGGUGGUGGACCAGGUGGUGAAUAUGGAAAGGGCAUUGCCAGUGAUGGCAGAGGAUCAGGGAACCAAGGUUCACUUGGUGACAGAGGGUCACUGUCAGGUCAAGGAGAUGUCUGGGGUGAGGGCAGAGAUUUAGGACAGUUGGGCUCCCUUUAUGGCAGAGAUUCCGCCUUUGGAGGGGCAGGGAGCAAAUCCUGGAACAGACCUGUUGAUGGGAGCAGUUCAGGUGGUUUUGGUCAAGGUCCACCCAGUCAUGACCAGAUGUCAGCUCUUUUUGGUGGGCUUGCCCCAGCAAGCAAGAGAAACGAGGAACCUGACCUGGAUGUUAAAGCAAAGGAUCUCCCGACCAACACAGAAAGUACAGCCCAGAAGAGACGGUCCUGCCUGGAUGAUCUCAAAGUCCCUCGGUGUUACCUCAACAAGCAGCUGGCCACAGUCCGGGUGGUGAAGGGGGAACCAGCCGAGCUCUCCUGCACCGUCAGCAAAGAUGACGUGACAGGAACCUGGUUUAAAGACGGGCUGAAGUUGACAAGCAUGCAAGGAGUUGUGUUUGAAAAGAAAGGUCUAGUCCACAAACUAAUUAUUAACAAAGCUGAAGACAUUCAUGCUGGGAAAUACAGGUUUGAAGGUGGAGAUGUGAAAACUGAGGCUUCAAUUUUUGUUGAAGACCCUCCACAGGUUGACAAAGUUCUCCUCAAGAACCUGAGCAGUGUCCCCACGGUGGCCAAGGCCGGGCAGGCAGUGAAGCUCAGGAUCCCCUUCGAGGGCCGUCUGCCCAUCAGGGCCACGUGGCUCAAGGACAAGAUGGAGCUGGCAGAUGACACCAGGAUCCGUGUGGAUAAAACAGACACCCACACCACGCUGUCCAUCCCCAGCUGCGACAGGAGGGACUGUGGGGAUUACAAGGUCAGGCUGAAGAACGACAGCGGAGUCCUGGAGAUCAACUUAAAGCUCAUGGUCAUAGACAAGCCACAACCACCAGCAGGACCCAUCAAAAUCGUGGAGAGCUCUGCCAAUGCCAUCACCAUCCAGUGGCAGCCCCCGAAGGACGAUGGGGGCAAACCAGUGCAGAGGUACCUCGUGGAGAGACAGCAGGCGGGCAAGAACGACUGGGAGACCUUGGGAGACACCCCCAGGAGCUGCACCACCUUCACCACCAACAAGGUGGAAGAAGACGCAAGCUACUACUUCAGGGUGAGGGCCGUGAACGUGGAGGGGACGAGUGACGCGCUGGAGUCGGGCGAAGUGAAGGCAGCUGGCAAAGCUUCCCCUGGUGCCCCAGAUCCCCCUGAGAUUGUCAGUGCCAGCAGGGACACCGUCACAAUAUCCUGGAAAGCACCUCGUAAAACUGGCACUUCCCAAAUCGUGGGAUACAUCGUUCAGAAACGCAAGAAGGGCACCAUGACCUGGCUGCCAGUCACCAAUGGGCCUGUGAAAGACAAGAAGCUGAAGGUGACCAACCUCAAGAAGGGUGUGCAGUACGAGUUUCGGGUGGCAGCUGUCAAUGCUGCUGGCACAGGAGAUGCCAGCGACCCCUCCCCGCCCGUCUUUGCCCAGGACCCCACGAAAUCCCCGGGCCAAGUGCAGGAGCUCAGAGUGAGCAGCUGUGACAGCACCAGCGUCACUCUGACGUGGAACAGGCCCGAGGUCAAGGACGGGAACGAAGUGAAGGGCUACGAGGUGGAGAUGAGGCCUUCCCACAGCUCCAGCUGGACCAAGUGCCUCACCCUCCCUGCAGAGGCCACCACGGGCACCAUCAAGGGCCUGCAGCCCAAGGAGAAGUAUUUUCUGCGUGUGAGGGCCCUCAACGACAGCGGCCCCGGGGAGGUCGCGGAGCUCGAGGCCGUCGCGGAGGCCGCGGCCCCGGCGGUUCCCCCCAGGUUACUGAUCGACGACACGGUGAAAAACCUCCUGGUGGUAAGAGCAGGAAGCCCCAUCCGGGUGAAUAUUCCCUUCGAGGGCUCUCCCGAGCCGGCGGUGCUCUGGUUGAAGGAUGGGCUCCCCCUUCCCGACCGGGCUGCCAUAAAAACCCAGGAUGGAUCCACCCGGCUGCUGAUCGGGGCUGCUGAGCUCGGGGACAGCGGCUGCUACAGCGUGGAACUGCUCAACGGGCUGGGCAAGAGAGAGACCUUCAGCUUCCAGGUGCAAAUCACAGACAUCCCACAGCCUCCUGGACCACUGAGGUUGGAAGAGAAUGUGCCCAACACAGUGACAGUGACCUGGGAACCGUCAGCAUCUGAGAAGUGGGAGAAGAACCUCUACUACACUGUCCUGAAACGGGAGUCCCAGAAGGGCGUGUGGCGCGUGGUGGGGGACCUGCUCUACAACAACAAGUUCACGUUCACCAGCGUGAUCCCAGGCAGGGAUUAUUACUUCAGGGUGGUGGCCAAGAACAGCCUGGGAGCCAGUGCUCCAUCUGAAACCGUGCAGCCUUGGAGGAUUCGAAAAGCAAAGGCUGAGAUCUGGGUCAGACCCCAGAGGUACAGGGGAGUCAACCAAAACCAGCACCCGAGGUUCCUCGUCCCGCUGAAGCCCCACGUGGUGGUGACAGGCAGUGAGUGUCACAUGAGCUGUGCAGUGGGGGGCCACCCCCCCCCAAAAGUCACCUGGUACAAAGACAACAGAGACCUCUCCAAGGAUCCAAACUACUUCUGCACAAACGACUUUGGAGUCUGCUCCCUGGUCAUCCUGGGGGUCACCAAGCAGGACGCAGGAGAAUACAUGGUGGAAGCCUCCAAUGAAGUGGGUCGUGUCUCCAGCAGAGCCUUCCUCGCCAUCAAAGACUCCGCCCUGUAGCUUGACCCUGCCGAGAACAUCCCUGCCCUGCUCUGUGGAUGAGAAGGUUUCAGUGAGGACUGGUCCAUCCUAAGCCUGUGCAUUUAUUUUCAGAUGUUCACUGGAGCCCAAGGGAUUUAUUUUUCACACCCAGUAAUUGCAUUUUGAACACGACACUGCAUUUUAGUCAAAAUCAGGGGGAAAAUGUUUCAAAAGAAUUGUAUUUUUAUUUUUGUAAUGAUCAUGGCUUUCCACUAAACCUUUAAAACACACAUUAGAAGCUUUGGGAACACAGAAGAUGAGAGGAAAAAUAGUUGGCCAAAAUGAAACUUUCCAUGGAGAGCACAGGCAGCAGAGACCAUCCCAGCACAGCCCUCACCUGCUGUCAGGCUGCAACAGGGACAUUUCUGGCCACCAGAGAUCUCUGGAGUUGGCCUUUCCCAUGUGGUUUUCUAAGCCAAAACAACCCCUUUGGAUUCCACUGGAUUCUCAGCAGGUCUCCUAACUCUGGGAAAAGCAUGUCUUGCCCUGCCAGUAGCAGCUCAGUAUGUUGUU
Lepidothrix coronata (blue-crowned manakin) is the source of this 5454-nucleotide messenger RNA. Its product is annotated as immunoglobulin-like and fibronectin type III domain-containing protein 1. The transcript has 20 exons. Bases 1 to 4920 code for a protein of 1639 amino acids. NCBI's taxonomy places the organism in Eukaryota, Metazoa, Chordata, Aves, Passeriformes, Pipridae. Gene Ontology annotation, molecular function: protein binding. The record is from RefSeq and is a predicted model, not a curated record.